CCAGUUCAUACAAGAGAGAGGAACAAAUGCAUACAUAUAUGUGUUUACGCCUGUGUAUCCACAAUGUUCAUCUUUUGGUUAUUUGUCAGUAUCAUGGGUGUAUUUUGCCCUUGUUCAGGCGAGGAUCUUCUGCACGCGUACUCACCUGGGGACAUCAUCAUUGGAGGACUUUUCCCUAUUCACAUACAAACAAACAGAAACACAACACCGGGACCACUCACCUGUAGAAAUUAUGAUCUCCAAAUGUUCCUACGCACUCAAGUGAUGAUAUACGCCAUCAGUGAAAUAAACCAGCGCACACCAAGGGUUCUACCCAACUUCACCAUAGGAUAUGACAUCUAUGACACUUGCGGAGAUGUCAGCCUUGCCAUCAGAGCAACUCUCCAGCUGCUGACCCCUGAGAGCUGUUUAGAGCCAUCUUUAGUUCCACCUGCUUUACCUGAACCCAAAACAAAGGCAGUAAUUGGUGAAAGAUAUUCUGAAGUGUCAGUAGCUGUUGCACGAGUUGUUGCUUUGUCAGCUGUUACCCAGAUUAGCUAUGGAUCAACUAGCGAGCUGCUCAGCAAAAAGUUGAAGUUCCCCACUUUUCUGCGAACGGUAUCUAGUGAUGAAUAUCAGACAAAGGCCAUUGCUGAGCUGGUGUGGCAGUUUAAAUGGCAAACAGUGGUCAUUGUAGGAAGUGAUGAUGAGUACGGGAAGUAUGGCAGAGACAGCCUUGUGGACAUAUUCAGUCAAAUGAAGGACGUCUGCGUUGAAUUCACCAUCAUCCUGCCUGGUUACUUUUCCCAGAACAAUAACCAAACCCAAAAUUUGCUGCAUUCGUUGGUGACCAACAUCAGCAAGUCCUCUGCAGAGGCCAUCAUCAUCUUCACCAAGGAUGUCAAUGCUGGUAUCAUCAUGGAAGCAGCUAUUAAACACAACCUCAACAGAACUUGGAUUGCAAGUGAUGCAUGGUCCACCUACACAAAGCUCUCUGCAAUGCCAGGCAUCGAGAAGGCCGGGGAGGUUUUUGGAUUCAUCUCUCAAAGGCAUGAAGUGCCUGGUUUUAAAGACUACAUCAUCUCGAUGUUCAAUGGAACCACUAACGCCAUUCUCGAAGAUUACCUGAACCUUUGUUCUAAUCCAGCUGAGGAGAACAAAGAAAGUAACUGCUCACUAAACAGCCAAGAGGGGUCCGAGCAGUGUCUGGACCUAAGCUGCUUGGCCAGUUACAUUGACCAGGAUGAAUCAUUCAAUAUCUACCUAGCUGUUCAGGUCAUUGUUGAAGGCCUCAGACGCUUGCUGAAGUGUGACAACCACAAAUGUGAACGUAACGCCACAUUUACAGCCUUGGAGCUUCUUAUGGAAAUCAAAAAAGUCAACUUCACUGUGAAAACCACACAUAUAUUCUUUGACUCCAAUGGAGACCCCAGUUUAGGAUAUGAUAUUGUUUAUUGGAACAUGACUGAACAGGGCACAAACAUAAAAACUAUUGGAGUAUUCUGGCCAGGUCAAAAAAUCAAAGUCCCAGAAGAUCUUGUUAAACUGCGCCAAGUGGCGGUAACUGCUUACAACUGCUCUAAAACAUGUAAACCAGGGCAGGAGCUGAAAAACCAAGGCAAGAUGUGCUGCAAUGAUUGUGUUCCGUGUGCAGAUAGAGAGUUUUCCGCUGAAAAUGGUGGUAAAUGUAAAAACUGCGGUCCAGAUCAGUAUUCAUCUCCACAGAGGGAUAAGUGUGUGAACAAAACUGAUGAAUUCCUACAGUGGUCAGAUCCAUUCACUAUCAUUUUAAGUUCCUCUGGAGUCUUUGGGAUAAUUGCUUCCAUUGUCUUUUCUAUUUUGUUUGCAAUCUAUCAUAGCACUCCGAUUGUGAAAGCUGUUGGAGGUUACUUGUGUUUCUUGGAGCUUUUUUCCUUGCUGGUCUGCUUCUGCCUUACAUUUAGCUUCUCAGGAAGACCCACAGUGGCUUCCUGCAUGGUAAGCCUGCCGCUCUUCGGCAUAGCCUUUACCCUCUGUAUCUCCUGUAUUCUGGCCAACCUGCUCCAAAUCUUAGUGGGCUUCAACUUUGACCUGAAGAUAGGGCCCUGGGUGCAGAAGCUCAACAAGCCGAUGGCUGUGGUGACCAUUGUCUCCGGGAUCCAGGUGGCCUUGUGUGUGCCAUGGCUGUUCCUUUCCCCCCCAAAGCCUACUCAACAACAUUUUGACAAGACCAUCCUGCAUCUGUGUGACAGUGGCUCUAUGAACUUCUUCAUUGCGAUGUUGGGCUACAUCGCUUUCUUGGCCAUCGUUAGUUUUCUGUUUGCAUUCAAAGGAAAACAGUUGCCAGAUUUGUAUAAAAAUGCAAGUUUAAUCACCACCAGUAUGCUGCUGUUUUUAAUUAUUUGGAUCCUCCUCAUCCCAAUUUAUAUCAAUUUGGUUGGGGUGUACAAACAAGCCAUUGAAAGUGCAGCCAUUCUAAUUUCAAGCUACAGCAUCCUUGGGUGUCACUUGGCCCCAAAGUGUUACAUUAUGAUGUUCAGGAAAGAGAUUAAUAAUGAGAGGGCCAUUACUGAGCACAUCAGAAAGCAUUAUGAGCAGAAUGAUAUGGCUGUGAAAUAAUAAUCUCAUAUGCAUAUCCAUUAAGUCUUUGCUGGUGCUAGGUAACAAUUGUCCGCACAGAAAGUUCUUCCUGUGUUGAAAUCAUAGCAACUGUAUUCCUCUCUGACUACUUUAACAUUUGUGUUUUGUGCCCACAAAAAUCUGGGUUUUUAACGUUA
Messenger RNA from Micropterus salmoides (largemouth bass), 2735 nucleotides. Its product is annotated as G-protein coupled receptor family C group 6 member A-like. Lineage: Eukaryota; Metazoa; Chordata; Actinopteri; Centrarchiformes; Centrarchidae. Gene Ontology annotation, biological process: G protein-coupled receptor signaling pathway. The record is from RefSeq and is a predicted model, not a curated record. The coding region runs from base 64 to 2577 and encodes 837 amino acids. The transcript has 6 exons. Gene Ontology annotation, cellular component: membrane. Gene Ontology annotation, molecular function: G protein-coupled receptor activity.